AUGUCUCGAUACUUCAUAAAUAAUGUGUGCAAUAAAGGAGACCAGUGUCGUUUUUCACAUGACCCUGCUGUUGCUCAGCCAUCUAUGUUCUGCCGGUAUUACUUAAAGGGAACAUGUGCCUAUGGAGAUAAGUGCAGGUAUGAACACAGUGUGCCAGAUUAUGUUGGCAAAGUAUAUGCUCCUCAAAGUAAUGCUGCUGCUGCUGUUGCUGCUGCUGCUGCUGCUGCUGCUGCUGCUGCUUCUAACCGGCCUGAUGGGGUCAUCUCUCACUAUGCUCUGAAAGUUUCUGAGGAAUCAUUGGCACAAUCUAGUCAGCCUAAUGCACUAAGCCCAAGUGUUCCAGUGGGAGGCAAUAAUAUAGCUUACCGGUUGCCAACUAUCAACCAGAACACUGUCAUACAUCAUCAGCCGGUCUCCAAUGGAAUAUCUAGUGCAAGAGAAAUGAUAAGGCUUGUUGCUUUGAGCAUUACUCAAUUUGUUGCUUUGAUACUUGAUGCCCAUAGAAUUCCACACAAUCUGACCACGUAUAACAACAGAAAAAAUAUGUCUGUGGAAGAUGCCAGAAGCAGUGCAAGGAACCUGGAAAUUGUUGUCAUAAAGCUGGGAUCCACUAUUUGCAGAUGUAUGAACUGUGCAACUCCAGAUGUACUAAUAGAGUUUGGUAAUCUGCUGGUAAAUUUCUGGGCAGAUGCCAAAGAACCAUGUCCAAACUUACCCUUCACUUCUGACGACUUAGCACAGGUUGUCACUUCUCCAGAUGGGCGACACUUCCUUGAAAUUACUCUAGGUCAACUUCAGGGUUUAAUGACUGCACUAAAAUCAUUACAAAAUUAGCUACCAAUAGUUGUUUUUAUCACUAGCACCUCGUUUCCUUUCCUGUUAUUGUAAUAUUCAAGUGCCAUCUUCCUUAAGAUUAUUUAUUGCAUAAUUAGGGAUAAACAGCUCAUAACCAAAUGAGAUCUCCUUUAUCAGAAAUAAUGAUAUACAGUAAUACUUGUUUUAGUACUGCUAAUAAUAAUUUUUAUUUUCAGCAGUCUUAAAAUUGUGUACAAGCACUAUUAAGUGUUAAAGGAAAGGUUCAAAGUUCUCUUGCAUACAUGCACGAAUAUAGGAAAAAUCAGUGUUAGAAAGUAACAGUGUUUUAAAUAGUGGUAGCGUCAAGUUCCAGGUGCAGUUUUGAUAUAAGCAGUGUAGGAAAUAUAAAUAUUAAUAUGUUAAUAGAACUUGUAGUUGGAAAGUUGGUUUUAUAAUAUUUUUUAUAUGUCAAUGUUUGUGCUGGCGUGAUAAAUUCUUUGUGGAGGUCACUGAUAUUGUCUUGUAUUUUUCAUAAAUAUUGUUAAAGCUU
Molecule: messenger RNA, 1345 nt
Organism: Cherax quadricarinatus
Lineage: Eukaryota; Metazoa; Arthropoda; Malacostraca; Decapoda; Parastacidae
Biological process (GO): protein polyubiquitination
Molecular function (GO): ubiquitin protein ligase activity; metal ion binding
Source: RefSeq, a predicted model, not a curated record